Cephus cinctus (wheat stem sawfly) is the source of this 1008-nucleotide messenger RNA. RefSeq lists its product as uncharacterized. The transcript has 3 exons. NCBI's taxonomy places the organism in Eukaryota, Metazoa, Arthropoda, Insecta, Hymenoptera, Cephidae. Bases 440 to 898 code for a protein of 152 amino acids. The record is from RefSeq and is a predicted model, not a curated record.
UUCAGUCAACAGCAGUCAACUAGAGCGGCAAUUCUUUGUCUAAAUUUUUCCGCUUCAUAUGUUAUUUACAUUUUUUGUACUUUAUAAUUUUUAUAAUAUUUAUCAAGAAGGGAUGCUAACCCUGUACACGUACCAUCAAGGACGUAAGAUCAUCGCCAGUAACUGACGCCGUAGAGGAUAUGCAAAAACCGGAUAUUGCUCACGGAGGAUUCUCCAUUGAAAGUUGUCAGUGGUGACAGAGAGGUUCUUGGUUAGGAUCACGUACAGAGACAGAAUCCCUAUCGUGCAAGCUGUACCAAUACGAAAGCGUAUCCAAGAGUUUUGCAAGCUGGCGAAUUUGAAUAGCGAAAACGAACAGGAAACUGGUAUCUAGAGAUUUCAAGAGUUACUCAAGAUAAUCGUCCAGUCCCGUUCUCUGAGUCAUUUUCACGGCCAUUCUAUGUUUCGACUCGUCGACCGACCCCUUGGUUUCAGGCAGCGCGCCAACGAGUGGAUCUAUAAGAUGUUGUUUCUCUGGUCAAGGGAACCUGUCCCAGGACCUAGAGCUGGACCAUGGUUCGCAUGGUUCGCGACGGCUGUGCUACUGUGGCGCUGCAGGCGACGACUAGCCAAAGCUAUCCUGGCAAUAUCGCCAUUUCGAAUUUUUCGAAAAGCUGUUGCUCCCAUAUCGAUUCCGAAUUCAAAAUUGGCCAGAGAAAGAUCGAGUCCGAUGAUGGAGCUUCAUCCAAAGCACAGCACAGGGAUAAAGACACGUGUCAAGCGUCUCUAUACCGGCGACGGACUUCACGUUUCAAGUUCUUCGAUGCAGGUCAGCCAACAGGUCAACUACAGGGUCACCAGAAGUGGUAGAAUUUAUGGAAAGUAUCCGAACAAGACGGUCGUCACGAAGAGGCACUAAGUGAAUUAGCGCUCGGAGAAUCCUGUAAAAAAUAAUCCCACAAGAAAUCGCUUAUUUAUACUAGUUAUGUCCGCGUGAUGUCACCGCCGUCUCAGUCAUACCUAACCUAU